AUGACUGUUUAUGUUCCUCCUUUAAAUUUUUCACUUGUGGAAGAUGGUAUAUAUAGAUCAGGACAUCCAGUACCCAUAAAUUUCCCAUUUUUACAAACUUUAAAUUUGAAAACUGUUAUUUAUUUAGGUGAUAAAACUGAUAAUUUUGAAUAUUAUAAAUUUUUAAAAUCAAUGAAUAUAAAUUUUGUUUAUAUUCAUAUGGAAUCAUCAAGUGAACCUUUUAUAAUGAAUGAUCCUGAUGCUAUUAUCCAGGCAUUAAAAUUGAUUAUAAAUAUUGAAAAUUAUCCAAUUUUAAUUCAUUCAAAUAAAGGUAAACAUAGAAUUGGUGUAUUAGUGGGUAUAAUGAGAAAAUUAUUACAAGGUUGGUCAAUGACUGGUAUUUUCAAUGAAUAUGAUAAAUUUGCAGGUGGGAAAGGUGAUUCUGAUAUUGAAUUUAUUGAAGUUUUCCAAACUGAAUUAGAAGGUAGUUUACAAAAAUUACCAAGUUUUGUUAGAUUAGAUCAUUAA
Hansenula ciferrii is the source of this 507-nucleotide messenger RNA. It is a transcript of the gene OCA2, whose product is annotated as Oca2p. The transcript has a single exon. NCBI's taxonomy places the organism in Eukaryota, Fungi, Ascomycota, Saccharomycetes, Phaffomycetales, Wickerhamomycetaceae. The record is from RefSeq and is a predicted model, not a curated record. Gene Ontology annotation, molecular function: phosphatase activity; inositol diphosphate tetrakisphosphate diphosphatase activity. Gene Ontology annotation, cellular component: cytoplasm. The coding region runs from base 1 to 507 and encodes 168 amino acids. Gene Ontology annotation, biological process: protein dephosphorylation.